AUGCCGGAGAGAUUUGCAGCGAAGGCAGUAAAGAAGGCGAAACGUGUCCACUGGGAUUUACAUGCCCAGAGGGGACGUCUGUCAAAACGUCAUUCCCUUGUCCUCCAGGGACGUAUUCGGAUCAUGCUGGCAGUUGCACUUCUUGCCCGCAAGGCUUUUAUUGUGAUAGGCCAGCAAGCGAUGCACCUAGUGGACAGUGCAAGGCUGGAUAUUACUGCCCUGCCGGGACCAAAUGGAAGGAGCCUACGACCUUCUGCAAACAUGGAGAAAUAUGCCCGCCUGGGUCGGCAACUCCCCUGGACUGCCCACCUAAUCACUUUUGUAAUACCAUCAAGCUCGCGGAGCCUUCGGGCCCCUGUAGUGGUGGAUUCAUCUGCACCUCUAGAUCAGCCAGUCCCAGGCCAAUCGGGACCGAAAAUGGCUCCGCCUGCGAAGAAAAUAUGCAUGGGAGGCCUUGCCUCAGAGGCCAUUACUGCCCUCGCCGUGAGCCGCAAACUAUCGCUGCGCUAUGGUUGCCUUUUGCCAUUAAACCGAAUACGGUCAAUUUCUGCUGCACAAGCGCAAGCAAUUGUAUGGUUGAACCAGCAUCAAACCUCUGGCGAAUGUUUAAUAUCUGCUGGCUCUUUCUCAGCCGAUUCCCCCUUGAUUGCGGGGACAGGUUUUGCCGGCAGUGGAGGAGAUGGACUUCCCGGCCCGGAGACGCUUCUAAUGCUCCCUGCAAAUGCUAUAAUGGAUGCAGAUACGGGCGACGUGUACGUUGCAGACUACAGCAACUAUGCUGUGAAAGUAGUCCAUGGAGAGACAGGCAGAAACGCGAUUGUUGAGCACGAUGUGGCACUGCGCUCUUCCACAUUGAUGAGCAGCAUUAGUGCUCAAUUGUCGAAGCCACUGGGUUUAGGAGUGGAUACAGAUUGCAGCAACCUGUACAUUGCUGACAGGAAAGGUGAUGCUACGUCAAACACCCCUCUUAACUCAUUCGAGGUUAACGUGCCUUCUGGAGUGGCGCUUCACAAUGACACCGUCUACAUUGUAGAUUCUGGGAAUAAGCGAGUGCUAGAAAUAAACACGAACACAAAUGCUGUCAAGGUACUUCCGGGAAGCGGUGCCGGGACAACAUCUGGCGGCGGCGAUAGCUCCUCUGGGGUCGUCUUUGAGAGGCCGGUUUCAGUGGCAAUUGCUGAUCGGGAGGUAUUCAAACAGCCAUCCUUCGAACUCACUUCUGCCUCUUGCUUAGAAAAAGUUCCAUAUCUGGAAGCAGUAUGCGUGAAGGGCAGGAAGCGAACAGGGGUGCUUCUUGCUGACAGUUAUACCCACCGAAUACGCCGUAUUGAACUUGAAGAGAACCUUUAUUUGCGUCCAGCUGUGUCGGAUAUCCCCUGCCCUGAAGGGACAUUUCUACCAUACACUGGGGCUGCUUCUGAGGCCGAGUGCAUAAAGUGCCCUUUUGGAAUGUACUGUAGCUCCCCUGGACUUAUCGAGCCUGAGGGUCCCUGCGUUGAAGGUUACUACUGCCCCCGAGGGUCGACAUCUCCUACUGCACACAAGUGUGCUCGUGGUCAUUACUGCUCUGCACAUUCAGGGACAAUUCAUGCUAAGGCAAAGCGCCCUAGUAGUAGGGAGCUGCCGUUGAAGCGUGAAGCCCUUACUGACCUGGAGCUAGCCGCGAAUGGUGCAGGUCUUUCAUCUGGAUGGUUCAGACGUCGCGUGGGUAGUGCGAGCUGCAUUGAAGCAACUACGUGCCGCCAACGAGCUGCUGCUAGUCAAGAACAGGAAGAGCUCUUCGUGGUAGAGCUAGUCGAGCCGACAGAUUUGGUCGGCAUUCGCAUUCAGCUAGAAGGCGGCCAAAACCCUGCGGUACUCGCCUACAAUCGUCCGAACAGAGAGUUCUGUCAGCGUACCUGGUUCGGAUUGACCAAUCGUGGUUCUAUCAUGCAGGCCUUGCUCGGAGUGGACGGUUACUACUGCAAAGGAGGGUCUUGGACUGCCACACCGUUGGCAGGCAUGGUGCAUCCGGAGACUGGUGAAGUAGUUGAUAUCGGCGACAUCUGCCCUCCCAACCAUUUCUGCAUCGAAGGCGUUUCGCAGCCCACCGCAUGCCCCGUGUACGCCCACCUGUGCAUGCUGGUCCUCGCAGAGUUCGCAACGAAUUCCGCAGAAGUAGACUGA
Messenger RNA from Eimeria acervulina, 2166 nucleotides. RefSeq names its product Cytadherence high molecular weight protein 2, related. The transcript has 11 exons. The coding region runs from base 1 to 2166 and encodes 721 amino acids. NCBI's taxonomy places the organism in Eukaryota, Apicomplexa, Conoidasida, Eucoccidiorida, Eimeriidae. The record is from RefSeq and is a predicted model, not a curated record.